GGAGUUGCAAGCAGAGAAAUUCUGGCCUCGCAACCCCUCUCACCAGUCUUCAUCAUCCAACAUCCAUCGAGGACCGGCCAUCACCACCCAACGACAAUCAAGAUGGUCAAUUUGCGAACUCAGAAGCGCCUGGCCUCAGCGGUCAUCGGCUGUGGCAAGCGCAAGAUCUGGCUCGACCCCAACGAGCAGAGCGAGAUCUCCAAUGCCAACUCUCGCCAGACCAUCCGAAAGCUCAUCUCCGAUGGCCUCAUCAUCCGAAAGCCCGUUACCCAGCACUCACGAUCGCGCGCUCGCGAGCUGAACCUCGCCCGACGAGAGGGCCGACACCGUGGCUAUGGUAAGCGUAAGGGUACCGCCGAUGCCCGUAUGCCUAGCCAGGUCCUCUGGAUGCGCCGCCUCCGAGUCCUCCGCCGUCUCUUGGUCAAGUACCGUGCCAGCGGCAAGAUCGAUAAGCACCUUUACCACGAGCUGUACCACAGCAGCAAGGGUAACGCUUUCAAGCACAAGCGUGCCCUCGUUGAGCACAUUCACCGUGCUAAGGCUGAAAAGGCCCGUGAGACCGCCCUUCAGGAGGAGAUGGAUGCCAAGCGUGCGAAGAACAAGGCUGCCCGCGAGCGCAAGCAGGAGCGUGCGGUGGCGAAGCGAAAUGCUCUCCUUGCCGAGGAGUAAGAUUAAACCUGGUGGACAAUGACAACAUUUCGGUCUUGAGAGGAGGCUGCAUUCGGAGUCUACGGGUUGGGUCUCUUUUUAUGCCCUUCUGGUUUCUACACUUGUACCGGCGGGGGUUCAGGCAUGUAGCAUUGAAAAAAAUGGAAUCGAUGAUGCUCGGAUGCUUGGAUGUUUCACCAUUUACGACCUUCUCGUGAGCACUUGUUCCGCUCAUCAUGACUUAAGUACCACCAGCGUUUUGAAAAAAUAAUGUGCGCGGUCUGGCUUACCAGGAGAGCAUUGUUCGUGACGCCUCAUAUGUGUCAUUGCCUCGAUUAGCGAGUGUGAAUUGUCGAAAACUGAGCCACAAUCAAAAGUCCCGACUUUCUAUAUGAUUGGCAUAUUCCCUACACUACCUAGUUGCCAUACUCAUUUGAACAAUUAUGAAUUCAAACCUCCGCUUGGUUGGACAGUGACAGGCAAAGCCAGCAUAUCUAACCCAAGGUACCUAAAAAUGCCAACGACCUGACUAUUUCAAGGGCAGCCAGAUGAUAUUGUGGAAAUAAACGGAAUAAGCGGAGGCUCAGUUAAGUCGAUCCUCCUUAAAGAAGAAGGCUAUCCCAUGUCAAUGAGUGUAGCGAGGUUGCACCAGCUCCAGACGGACCUAUGUAUUUGCUGUCCAAACGGUCCUAUCAUGCAUACCUAACUUCACGGAUACGGGUGAAUGAGGAAAC
This is a messenger RNA of Fusarium verticillioides 7600, 1382 nucleotides long. RefSeq names its product 50S ribosomal protein L19e. Bases 103 to 669 code for a protein of 188 amino acids. Gene Ontology annotation, biological process: translation. The transcript is spliced from 3 exons. The record is from RefSeq and is a predicted model, not a curated record. Gene Ontology annotation, cellular component: ribosome; cytosolic large ribosomal subunit. NCBI's taxonomy places the organism in Eukaryota, Fungi, Ascomycota, Sordariomycetes, Hypocreales, Nectriaceae. Gene Ontology annotation, molecular function: RNA binding; structural constituent of ribosome.